Molecule: messenger RNA, 2050 nt
Organism: Gastrolobium bilobum
Lineage: Eukaryota; Viridiplantae; Streptophyta; Magnoliopsida; Fabales; Fabaceae
Product: protein DYAD
Exons: 8
Coding region: 242-1552 (436 amino acids)
Biological process (GO): meiotic cell cycle; meiotic sister chromatid cohesion; reciprocal meiotic recombination
Source: RefSeq, a predicted model, not a curated record
CGUUUUCUAGUAACGUUAUUUGGAGCAGCAGCUACGACUUUCGGGUCGCUCCUUCUUUCGUUUCGUCACACACUGUGUUGUCGGCCGCUCUCUCUCUCUCUCUCCUCUUUUCUUUGCGCUUCAACGUUUCGUUUAUGCACCGAUUGCUGACUGUUCUCAAGAUCCGAAUGUGCAUCUGCAGUGUACUGAAGUUGUGAGGGACCAACAGAGCACUUCAAAUUGUUUAGCUUACAGCUGUGGGAUGGAACAGUGGGGUGGUCAUCAUCGAGUCUUGUUCAUUGGUCAGCGGGAGGAAGAUGGAAGUCAAGUUCCUUCUGAUAUUUCUAAAGAAGAGGAAUCAAACGAUGAAGAAGAAAAAAUCAUUAAAACUGAACCUGUCUUUACACCAGAAAUUAAGAAAAGGAAGCGCCUUAGCCUUAGUCAGCUUAGAGAGGUGAAAGAGGAGUCAUGUGAGAGGCAAAGCAUUAGCAAGCUCAAGACAAAGAAACAUGAAAGUAGGGACAGAUGGUCAAUGGAGAGGUAUAAGUUGGCUGAGAAAAACAUGUGGGAGGUCUUAAAAGCUGAAGGUGCAACUUUUGAAAACCCAAUAACCCGACCUGCAUUAAGAAAUGCUGCCCGUAAACACAUUGGUGAUACUGGACUUUUAGAUCACUUACUGAAGCACAUUGAUGGUAAGGUGGCACCUGGAGGAAACGAGCGUUUCCGAAGAUGGUUCAACACCAAUGGAAUCAUGGAGUAUUGGUUGGAGAAUGCUGACUUGGAAAAGGUCCGUCAAGAGGCAGGGGUGCAGGACCCUUACUGGAUACCACCACCUGCAUUUAGGGCAGGCAGUGGCCCCUCUCAGAAUACUGAUUCUUCUGGUGAAUUGAAACUGCUUAAAAUAGAAAUGGCCCAAAUGAAGAAAGAUAUGCAGGAGCUCAUUGCCAAGAAACAAGAGAAAAAUGAAAUUAGUCUGAAGGUGAAUUCUCACAAGGAAUUUGUUAAGUGGAAAGCUAUGACUGAAUGUCGCCUAACUGAAAUCAUGGCUUCUUUGAAUGGUGUGCAGGGCAAGUAUGGUGAAUUUGUGACUUGGAAAACUAGAGUUGAGGAACAGCUUGUGGAAAUAACAAAUAAAUUGAGUGAUCUCCAAGCAUCAAGGGAAUGCACCACUUUUAGUCCUCCUUCAGAAAGAUGGAAAGAUUGGAUAGAAAGCACCAACCUAGACAAUAUUCAGGAAGAUGAAUUUGCAACUUGGAUUGGGAGUUCAGAGUUACUUAAUGUUCCCCAAGAGGCUGUGCUUAAAGACCCCAACUCAGCCAUACCAACUCAGCUACUUAAUGAAGAACUGACUAACAAGAAGAGUGAUGUGUUGGCGUUGGUGCCCACGAGACAAAAAGAUCAACCUAAUGUUACCCCAGAUUCUUCUGCAACCGUGAAUUCAAAGUCAGACCUUGAUAGCUCAUUGGUAAUGUUUCAGGAGAUGUUUAUGGAUAUAUUCAAAUGGAAAGAAAAAAUGGAGCAGCAGCUGUUGGACAUAUCAAAUACUGUAUAUGGUAUGCUGGCAAUGAAGUAGAUAUCACUUUGAAGUAUCAAGCCUAGGAUAGGAUUAUAAUUUAUAACCACCCUUUCGUUCACAAGUUUUUCUUUGUUACUCUUAAAACUGGUAGAGUUUAGAUAUUGUACAGCAUUAACAAUCUGAUCCUGAAAAUCUUUGCCAAACACUGAGUUCAUGGAAGAGUGUCUGAGUCUCACUUGCGUAUUGAGCUGCAAAUUGUUGAUAUGUUUGACUGGCCCUUUUACAGCGAAGUUGGUUAUGAUUCAAAGUAGGUCGUCAGUGGGAAUGUUAUUGAUUGUAAUCUUGACUUGUUGGUUAAGAUUAUGUGAGUUCCUUUAGUAUAGAUCUUUAGGUAGGUUUUACCCGUAUUUAUCGUAUUAGCUAGUGCUCUCUCUUUAAGAACUUUUACUUAACCUAUUUGGGGGACGAGGUUCCAUAUUUAUAUAUAGAAUUUCUACAUCAUAUGUCGUUUAGCAUAUCUUUUGGGAUGCCUUACCAUUGUUAAUUACAUAAUGU